Neohortaea acidophila is the source of this 875-nucleotide messenger RNA. RefSeq lists its product as uncharacterized. NCBI's taxonomy places the organism in Eukaryota, Fungi, Ascomycota, Dothideomycetes, Mycosphaerellales, Teratosphaeriaceae. The transcript is spliced from 2 exons. The coding region runs from base 151 to 768 and encodes 205 amino acids. The record is from RefSeq and is a predicted model, not a curated record.
GCUGUGCUCAAACAUCAGCAGACGACCAGUCAAGCCAGUCAUCUUGGAGUCGCAACAACAAACGACGUAUGAGCGCUCACCGGCACCCCCAAAUCUCUCUACACCACCAAACCCCCUUUCUUUAUCACGAGGUCACGCAGCGAUGCAUGCAUGCAAGUUUUGAUUUGGCUUGGCUUGGUUGGUUGGCUUUGCGGAUCGGACAUGCUGCUUUUUUACAGAGAAGGGAGGGGAGGAGAAGCUUGCCUCUCGCGGGGAGAGAGAAGAAGAAGGAGCAAAAAGCUGGCGGCCAAAUUCCACAUCCCCUUCGGCUUUUCCUCUUUUUCCAAUUGCUUUUUCGUAGUCUGUUCAUACCGCGACAGUCGCACCAUCCACGUCGGCGGAACGUGGACUCUCUUGAAGAGACCAGCGAGGCCCACAGUUGCAAGCCGGAGAGCAAGAAAAAGUUACAACAACGAUUCCGCUGACGGAGGAAGUGAUGACAGCAGUUUGGAACGAGAUGGAUGGAAUGGGGCGGGGCAGGGCAACGCGGGAUGCGAAUUGGAGUCUGAGAGUACAUCGACACAUGGCAAAGAGAAAGAGCGAAACACGACGAGUCUCGCGUGGAGGGCGCUCAUUCUUUCCGCCGGCGAACUGCUUUUCUUUUUCUCCUUCUUCCUUUUUACUUUUUUUCUUUUCGCUUUUGCGCUGGUGAGGAGGGAGAUGAUGCCGGCGGGAUCCUGGCUUUUAUGCUCGCUCGCGCGUGCAUGGCUCUUUACCUACCUACUUUAGAUAGAUCGAUGAAAGGGGUGAGCGCCCUCUUUACUUGUUUUGCUUCUGAAAUGCUUUUCCAGUUAGAUGUGGCGGGUAGCGGAGCAAGUCUUGUGUUGCCUGCCUGC